Molecule: messenger RNA, 6197 nt
Organism: Sarcophilus harrisii (Tasmanian devil)
Lineage: Eukaryota; Metazoa; Chordata; Mammalia; Dasyuromorphia; Dasyuridae
Gene: DACT3
Product: dishevelled binding antagonist of beta catenin 3
Exons: 4
Coding region: 1384-3297 (637 amino acids)
Biological process (GO): negative regulation of canonical Wnt signaling pathway
Cellular component (GO): cytoplasm
Source: RefSeq, a predicted model, not a curated record
UAGCUGUGUGACCAGGGGCAAGGCCCUUGAUCCCACCGGCCUUCGGUUUCUUCAUCUAUAAAAUGGGAAUAAUAGCAGCCCUUAGGUGCCAGGGGAGCGGAGAAGGUCAGAGGACCCAUGUGCAAAUCUUAGGGCAUCGCAUCAGUGCCGGGGAUCAACUCGUGUUUCCACCAACUCCUCCAAACGCUGAGCGCGAAACGUGUUCUGAAGAGGAUCUAAAGAACAGAGCCAGAUUUGGGGCGCCCCCACUUCGGGACACUCGCUGACCCGGGGUCCCUGGAGCUCGUGCAGAUGGCCGUUGGGAGAGGGCUUGGUUCCGAGCCGCCAUCCCCCAUCCGGAGGAAACAGACCAUUCAGGUCUGCCCUCGAGCAACUUCCAUUUUCCUUGACUACAGCCUCCAGAGCCCUUUCCCCCAGGCUCUGCUCCCUUCGGGCCCAUCCCGGCCAUAAUCGGAAGCAGGCCCAGGAGGGAGAGGAUGCUGCAGGAGGCGGGAGGAAGCCCCGAAGUCUUCCUGGAGGCUGUAGAGCUUGGAGCCUGGGGGCAGAGGCGGAGAGACGCGAGGAUUUGGGGCGGGAAGAGGGAGGGGCCGAUUGGGUGAGCGAAGAAGAGAAAGGGCGGUCGGUCCUCUCUUUUAUCCCCGCCCAACUUUCUUUAAUUAUAAUAUUCAAGAGCCCAGAGACCAGUCUAUGGAUGUCCGCCCAUAAUAGGGACGGUCCGAAGGAGCCGCCCCGCCCCGUCCGCAGACCUGCGAAUCAGCGCUCGUCGUGAGGCAAGGACUACGUUUGCGCAGCGAAUCGCAGGAAGAAAAGGGAGAUUGAGGAGUGGAGGUGGGACUAGGCCGUUGAAGGACAGGGCUGAGUGGCGAAUCCGGGAGGGCCGAAUGGCGUGGGACGGGCAGAGUGAAACCGGGAAGGGAGGGGAAGGCGGGUUUAUGCAGACAUAGGAAAUCUCACCAAUGGCCGGCAGCCCCCGAGGACAGUGGGAGGGAGGAUGUGCAAUGGGCGUGGCUAUAUCGGUAAUGAGGACUAGGAACCCCUAGGCCCACCGAUGUGCCCCAACCCGGGGGUCUGGAGAUGGGAGGCGUGGUCUAUGCAGAUCCUCACAGCUAAGAGCCAGGAAAUCCACCAAUGGUUCUACCUCUGGGGGAGCUUAGGGGCGUGACUCCGCGGCUAGUCACCAAUAGACAGCCCGCUGCUAGCGCCGAGGGGGCGGGGAGAUGCAGAUCGGCCUUGGCUCGGCGGCCCAAUGGGCUGCGGCCUAUGCAGAUGAGACGGUGACAGCCGGGCCGGACCGGCGGGCGGGCGCACGGCCGGCGGGGCGCUGGGGGCCCCCAGGGAAGCCGGGAGCGGGGGCCGAGGCCCGGCGGAGGGGACGACGCGGCCAUGAUCCGGGCCUUCUCUUUCCCCGUGAGCCCGGAGCGGGGCCGGCUACGGGGCUGGCUGGAGGGCAGCCUGGCCGGUCUCUGCGAGCUGCACUGGCUGCGGGAGCGCCAGGAGUUCCGCGUGCGCCAGGCGCUCCGGCUCGGCCAGCCGCUGGCCACGGGCGCGGGGCCUGCUGGCGCGGCCGACGACGGCCGGGACCAGGAGGACGAGGCCCUGGGAGAGGACGAUGGAGAGGAGGACGACGACGAGGCGGCGGCGCGCCGGGCCGCAGCCGCGCUGGAGGAGCAGCUGGAGGCCCUGCCUGGGUUGAUGUGGGAACUGGGUCAACACCUGGGAGAGCUGAGCUUGGAUGCUGAAGGCCUGGAAGAAGAUGUUGGGCUGAGCUCAGGUUUCUAUGAGGGUCCUUCUCCUACUGGUCCAGACUCCCCUCCCUCAACGUUUGGAGGCGACAGUGGCUUUUCUGGUUCCGGUUCCUACAGCCGGCUAGGCCCCUCUGAGCCCCGGGGAGUAUUUGCCAGCAAGAGGCCCAAAUCUCUGGGGGAAGCGGGCCCCAGCUCCCAGGAGGCCUCCGCUGGAGGUCCGACAGUGGUGCCUCGCUCCUUCUCCGCUCCCUACCCGACGGCUGCCCAGGAGGCCGGACCCGGGGGCGUGACCUCCUUCCUGUCGCCCAGCCCGCUCCAUGCGGUGGCCCUGCAGAGCCCCCGCUUGCGCGGCCGCCUCUACCAGGACUCACCCGUCUCUGGGCCCCCGGACGGCGCUGCCCCGGGCCGCCACCUAGAGAGCUACAUCUCGGGCCUUCUGAGGCGCCGGCGGCGGCUCCGUGGGCGGCCAGGGCCGGGCCAACCCCGCACCAGUCCCGGCCCCGGGCCGGCUGAGCCGCAGGCGGCCCUCCGACGGCAGAACAGCGCGCGGCAGCGGUCCGAGGAGCAGCCGCAUCCCGGCGUGGGCGGCUCUCCCGGCCCCGGGGGCUGGCCGCCCUGGGACUCUAGCCCGCCCCCGGCCGAGCCUGCGCCCGCAGUGAGCUCCUCACCCCCCAGCCCGGGCGAGGGCCGGCUGGUGAAGGCCCAGUACAUCCCCGCGGCACACGCAGGAGUCCGAGGACCUCCGGUGGCCCGCGCUGCCCGCCGCAAGGGUCCGCCGCCUCCCCCGCUCACUCGGGGCCGCAGCGUGGAGCUGUCUCCUCCGAGGGAGCGGCCCCGGCCCGGCGGUACCAGGAAAGGCCGGUUCCCCGACGGUGCGGCCCGCCGGGGCUCCCCGCGGGGCAAGAAGGCCGCCCGCUCGCAGUCAGAAAACAGCCUUCUGAAUAGGCCAGGCGCCGGCCCCGGCGAAACCAAGUACCAUACCGUGGAGAGGGAGGAGCCGCGGCCGGCCCGGCCCCGUCGAACCCCGGCCGGCGCGGCCCCCGCCUCCUCGCGCCGCUGGCGCUCCACGGCCGAGAUCAGCGGCGAGGAGGCCGAAGGCGGGCGGCGGCCCAAAGCAGCGCCUCGCGGGGGCGGGGGCCGGGCCGUCGGAGGGCUCCCGGGACCCUCGCCUGGCCCUCCGCGCCGCCUCCUCUACGGCUGCGCGGGCAGCGACUCCGAGUGCUCGGCUGGGCGCGGAGCAGCCGUCGGGCGCCGGGGUCCUCCCUUGGGAGGCAGCGCGGGCGGCUACGGUCCUGCCUACGGCGAGAGCGAGUCGAGCGCCAGCGACGGCGAGUCCCUGGCCUUCAGCUCAGCCUCCAGCGACUCGGAAGGCAGCGGCGGCGGCUUGGUGUGGCCCCAGCAGCUGGCGGCGGCGUCGGCAGCCGCGGGGCCGGGCGGAGGCCCCGGGGGAGCCCAGGGGAAGGUCUUCGUCAAGAUCAAGGCUUCCCACGCGCUCAAGAAGAAGAUCCUCCGGUUCCGCUCCGGAUCGCUGAAGGUCAUGACCACAGUGUGAGCUCGUGGGGCGCAGGCCGAGGCUAUUUGCCCAGCUCUUCUUCGACUGACUAGACUGGGAGCCAAGACGCCAGAGUUCUCGGGGUGGGCUUGGGCGAACUCGGGGACUCAGUUUCCCUGGCUGUAGAAUGGACUCAAUGAAGUAGGCAGCGUGUUGUAAAGAGAAAUUUGGAUUGAGGAGAUCUGGGCUCGACUCCCGCCUCUGCCACUCACUAGUUGAGUGAUCUUGAGCAAGUCCUUUCCCCUCCUGAGGCCUUAGUCACCUCUGCAGUGUGAGGCGGUUGGACGUCCGAUUUCUAAGGUCCCUGCCAGCUCUGACAUUCUAUGAACCUACGAGCCUCUAAGGAGCCCCUGCCCUCUACUCAAGGGGUCUCUACUUUCCUAAUCCUCUCUGGCCAAGGAAAUCCUCAAAGUUCGGGUCCCCCCAGUUCCUGCCUCAUCGGUGUUCUUCUCCCUUCCCCCGUCACUGGCCAGUUUACAAUCCAUUCAGUCGGGCCACGUUUCCAUUCACUUUCCCCCAGAUGCCCUAGCUAGCCAGUAGAUGACGUGGGAACACCCCCUAACCUCUGACUGAGUACACUGUGGAUUGCUGCCGGAUUCAGGCGGAAUCCGGCAGGGCUGAGCCUCCCUGCGAUCUUCCCGGAUCGCUCUGUUUAUAAUCUAGCUUGGAGGCUGACAAGUAGUUGCGGGCCUGAGCUCCCCGGUGCUUCCUUAGCUCUUUCUUGGUGACCUUGGACGAGAAGUGAAACAGGGCGCCUUGGGGAAGGACCAAGGAGAUUUCCAGGGGGAGAGGGCCAGGCAGGAGGGCCAGAGGGCACCAGUUCCUAAUUAGUUUUGGUUUUAAAAUGGCCCUAUUUAUUACAAUGACGGCGACUCCCCAGGCGAGUGCGUGCGGGAAGGCUGAGGAUGCGGAUCUCGUCCGGUGCCCACCUCCCCUUGCCCCAAGGGAGCCAGACCCUGUCUAUUUCUAUAUUCUCUUUGUAAAUAAAUUCACGUGUUAUCCCCCUGGUGGCUUCCUCUGGCCCUGGUCCUGACGUGGUGGCGGGGCAGGGAGCUCCCAUAAGCUUUUUUUUUUUUUUUUUUUUAAUGCGUUUUCUAUAGCGCAGUGGAUAGGGAGGCAAACUUGGAGUCCAAAGGACUUGGGUUCGAAUUUCAUUUCGGAUUCAUUCCAGCCCUGUGACCCCGGACAAGUCACUUCACUUCCUCAAUGCUUUAGGCAACUCUUUAAGAUCACAGCGGCUGCAGAACUGUGGUCAAUCUCUGCUGGUGAAGGAGAUCAAUUGUAGAAAUCCUCCUCUUCCGUUUCAGACGAGCCUCUCCUUGAGCACCGCUAGUUAGCGAGGAUCAGUUCCGGUCCCCGGAUGCUGAGAAUUCAGCCUCGCCCAGGCUCACCCAGCCUGGGGGUGACCGUUGAACCCUAGGUGGUCCUGGCUUCUGGCUCCCCCUUAGCCCUGUUGCCCCGUGCCCCGAGGGAACAAAGGGGAAAUGAGUAAUCCCCGCCCCCAAGGUGCGCUCAUUCUGCUGGAGCUACGUGAUCUAUAUCAUAGAAACCAACAUACGUUUAUGUGCACGUUGUCUCCCCCAAAGAAUGGAACAGGGCAGAACCUGAUCUCAUUUCUGUAUAUGUGAAGGACAGUUCCAGGAAGAGAAAUCACAUCGAUAACUAAAUCACCAAGAAGGGCUUCCAGGCUUCUAGUCAGAGAAGCACCCGCGUGCCAAUAGGGAGCUACAGGAGUUCUUGAGCAGGGGAGUCAUCUGGUCCCUUGGAGGAAGCCAGGGAUGCCAGGAGGCGGAGGUGAGGAGAGAGUGCAUUCGAUUUGAGUCACCUGUCUUUUAUUAAGUGCCUAUUAAGUGCCCUGCACUGGACUAGCAGCUGGGGACCCAGAAAUAGGAGACUUAGGUUGUGCUGGGCAGAAACACCCACGAAGAGUCCACAGACAAGUAAAUACAAAGGAAAAGCCAUUCAGGGUAAGGAUAGGGACUGAUUUCCUGGCCUUAGGUAACUCCCAGGUGAGGAUAUUCCCUCUAUUAUCGCAGCCACACACCUCUGCAAACUAUAGUUUUAGAGCUGCCUAAGACAGGGAGAAUUUCAAGGAAUUGUCCAGGGUGACACAGCCCAGGGAGCGUGAAAGCUAGCGCUCGAAACCACGUCUUCCUGGCGGGGAGGCCAGCUUUCUAUUUACUCUGGCCGCCUCUCCUACAAAAUAGGAAGUAAUUUGGGUGGGGAGCACGGAUAAUCGGGAGGAUCUGGAAAGGCCUUUUGGAAGGGCUAUUUGAAAUAAGCCUCUGUCUCUUUAAAAAAAAAAAAAAAAGGAGGAGGGAAAGCUGGGUCUCAGGAUGCUUCCCAAGCCCGACAGCCGAUUAUUCUGUGUGUCUCUGGUGUCCCCAGGAGUCGUUCCAGCUGUGGUCCUGCCAUCCACCUCACUCUCCGACUAUUUAUCCAGGGCACAAAGUGCCCUGUGUGGGCAGGGAGAUACUCGUUCAGUUUCAGCGGGCACAGAAGCUGCCCUCGCCCAUCGGUCAAUUCCUUUAUUGAUCUGAUAUGUUCCAAGGCACUGUGAUAGGCAUUAGGAGACCAAGAAGCCGUUCCCAGUGCCUACAAUGCUCUCCUUUCUCACUCCCAUCUCCCAGAAGCCCUAGUUUCCUUUAAGACUCCACUGAAGAGGUCUUCCCUAAUACUCUUCCCUCCCCCCCCUCCAGCUGCUAAGUGGCCCUCCCCCAUGGCCUUGUAAAUAUUUGGUAAAUAUCUUGUAUAUAUUUAUUUAUGUCCGCGUUGUCUCCCCUGACAGAAUGGAAGCUCUCCGAGGGCAGGGACUGUUUCCCUCUGUCUUUGUUUCCCCAGCGCCUAGCACAGAGCCUGGCCCCUAGCAGGCACCUAAUAAAGCUUGUUGACGGAUUGCC